Molecule: messenger RNA, 1482 nt
Organism: Struthio camelus australis
Lineage: Eukaryota; Metazoa; Chordata; Aves; Struthioniformes; Struthionidae
Source: RefSeq, a predicted model, not a curated record
AUGGGAAUUCGGGCUGGCGGGACUCGGACGUGCGCCAGGGCCAGCGUGGAAAGGUGCCCGCUGCUCCGGCAGUCCCAGGCUCUCCCGCUAUCCCGCGGCCAAUGGGAUACCCGGGAUGCAGCUGGGGAUGUCAUCUCCCGCCUGACGUCGGACACCACCAUCGUGAGCGACCUGGUGUCCCAGAACAUCAACAUCUUCCUGCGCAACGUGGUGAAGGCCACGGGGGUGAUCAUCUUCAUGUUCAGCCUCUCCUGGAAGCUCUCGCUCGUCACCUUCAUGGGCUUCCCCAUCAUCAUGCUGGUGUCCGACGUGUACGGCAAGUACUACAAGUGCUCGCUGCUAGGGCUGUUGCACGAGUACGUUCAGUUGUCCUCACUGACACUUUGGGUCUUUGCUUGCUUCCAGCUGACGCUCCUUGUGGUCCAAGUGAGCAUCCUCUACUACGGGGGACACCUGGUGAUCUCGGGGCAAAUGACAAGUGGAAACCUGAUAUCCUUCAUCAUUUAUGAGUUUGUCUUGGGAGACUGCAUGGAGGUGAGUCCGGCGUAUCCCUCCAGGCUACCUUGUAUUGCCAUGCUAUUUGCCUUGAGUGUGUUCGAGUUCAUCGAUCGCCAGCCGACGAUGGUCAACGACGGCACCCUGGCCCCAGACCACGUGGACGGGCAGGUGGAGUUCAGAAACGUCACCUUCUCCUACCGCACUCGCUCUGCGACCCAGGUGCUUCAGAACGUGUCCUUCACCCUGCACCCUGGCCAAGUGACGGCGCUGGUGGGCCCUUCAGGGAGCGGGAAGAGCUCCUGCGUCAACAUCCUGGAGAACUUCUACCCGCUGCAAGACGGGCAGGUGCUGCUGGACGGGCACCCCAUCGCCACGUAUGACCACAAGUACCUGCACUCCGUGAUCUCCCGGGUGAGCCAGGAGCCGGUACUGUUCGCCCGCUCUAUCGCGGACAACAUCUCCUACGGCUUAACGUCCGCCUCCUUCGAGUCGGUGGUGCAGGCCGCCCAGAAGGCCAACGCGCACGCCUUCAUCACAGAGCUGCAGGACGGCUACCACACAGAGGCAGGUGGAAAAGGCGGGGGCCAGAAGCAGAGAGUGGCUAUUGCCAGGGCCCUGAUCCGAAACCCCCCCAUCCUCAUCCUGGACGAAGCCACGAGCGCGCUGGACACCGAGAGCGAGCAUGCGAUCCAGCAGGCGAUUUACGGCGACUUGCAGAACCACACCGUGCUUGUCAUAGCUCACAGACUGAGCACAGUGGAGAAGGCACACAACAUCGUUGUGCUGGACAAGGGCCGCGUGGUGCAGCAGGGCUCGCACAAGGAGCUCAUGGAAGAAGGAGGCCUUUACUGCAAGCUGGUGCAGAGACAGAUCCUGGGGCUCGAGGCAGGCGGCGCGGACAGCCGCCAGCCCACAGCCCGGGGCGAUUUGAGGAAGGCGCCUGGCGGGCUGUUGGCAGCAGAAGGCUUUGAAAUUGUAGAGUAA